UCUUGUGAGGAAAGAGAUGUAAGACGUUGAAAUCAGGGAGUACAACGUAUAAAAUAAAUACACACAAUUGUAGCUGCAUUUUACUGACACCGCUAUGUCACGUGACAUUACGCCACUGAGUCACCUGACGUUAGGUCCGUAGCUUAUUACAAGCGUAGUUAUUGUAAGCCAAACCAUGACACUUUUUCUGAUCCUAACCAAGUAGUUGUGUUGCCUAAGCCUAAAAAACGAUGUUAUAAUGUGCAAUAUGUCUAUGCACCAAUCAGAGUUUGAAUCCAAACAUUUGAAUCCAAACAUACUGACAGUUGGUUGUUUGCUCACGUUGCCGGCACUGCCCGUCAAAUCUGAUCACAUCAACACAGUCCAGAUUAAGCCCAUUAACUCUCAAAUUAUAAGAGUGGUCCUCUCAAACUUUAUGUUAUGUUAUCAUGUUAUGAUAAUGGGAAAAUAUAUGUUUUAGUCAUUGUUUCUAAUGUGCACAGGGCAGGAUGGAACUGCAAGAGAUUUUUCAAAAACAAACAAACUUGAACUCCUCCGAUUUUGCGCCUAACGCCAAUUCUGUAUUUGAAAACAAAACAAAUGAGGAAGGGAAUCUAGUAAAUAGGACGCGUUUUAUGUAACAAGGGGUUUAUGAGUAUUUUUGUUUUUUUUGGACCUAAAAGUACCGAACCUGAGCACUGGCCGAGCAAAUACCAGUGAAUCUGUGAAAGCGAAAGUAGUCUGACAGCCACGUGAGACAUCAACAGAAUGGCUGCUAACGUAUCGCCGUCAGAAAUGGAUUAUACCUGCCCUGUGUGCUGCGAUAUAUUUAAGGAUCCUGUUAUGUUGCUGUGCGGUCACAGCUUCUGUAAGCACUGUCUUCAGGAGUGGUGGAGACAGAGUGGACAACAGACGUGCCCGGUCUGUAAGCAAAUGUUUCCAAUGGCUCAGCCUACACGUAAUCUGGCACUGAGAGACGUUUCUGAGGCCUUGAGGCGGGAGAAGAUUCAGAGAGCUAACUCAAGAUCUACGGAGAUCUGCAGACUGCAUGGUGAGAAACUCAAGCUCUUCUGUCAGGACGAUCGACAGCUCAUCUGUGUGAUUUGUAGGGAUGAACAAAAACACAAGAAACACAACAUCGUCCCCAUCGACGAAGCAGUGGAACCCUGUAAGGCCCCGCUCAAGCUUAAGAUGAUGCAUUUAAAAACCAAACUGGGGAAAUUUAAAGCACAAAAAUCCAAGUGUGACAAAAUUGCCGGCCACAUCAAGCUGCAGGCUCAGCAGACUGAGAAGACAAUCAAAGAGGAGUUUCAGAAGCUCUACCAGUUCCUGCAGGCAGAGGAGGCUGCUAGGAUGGAUGCAGUGAGGAAGGAGGCAAAGUUCAAGAGUGUAGCAAUGGCCAUCAGGAUUGUGAAUUUGACUGCAGAGAUCUCCUCCCUCACAGACAAAAUCAAAGCCAUAGAGACUGAGAUGAAAGCUGAGGACAUUUCAUUUAUGAUGAAUGUCAAAUCCACCAUGGAGCGAUCCCAAUGCAACCUACCAGACCCAGAGACUCCAUCAGGAGCCCUGAUCGAUGAGGCCAAACAUGUGGGGAACCUGCUGUUCACAGUCUGGAAGAAGAUGAAGGACAUAAUCCAAUACACUCCUGUAACUCUGGACCCGAACACUAGCGGCUCACAAUUGAUCAUAUCAGAACACAUGACCCGUUCAACAGAAAGCAGCAAGGAGCAGCCGCUUCCUGAAAACCCAGAAAGGCUGAGCAGCCUUGAAGUUCUUGGCUAUGGAGGCUUUAGCUCUGGAAAACACAGCUGGGAGGUGGAGGUGGGGGGUGAUUGGAAAGUUGGUGUUGUUGCUAGAACCAAGGACCUACUCUCUAAAAGGAUCUGGGCCGCCACGUGGUCUGCUGGUCCUGCUCCAAUGCUUUGUGAAAGUGAUAAUCUUGUAUCCAGAGAUCCACUUCCCCAAAAGGUCAGCGUGCAGCUCGAUUAUGACCAAGGAAUAAUAUCGUUUUUUGAACUCGACAGGAAAACACUCGCACACACCAUCAAAUACACUUUCACAGAAACGGUAUUUCCAUAUUUCCAUAACAAUGCAAAACUCCUUCCAGCUGAAUUUUAAAUGAGGAUAAGAAAACCCAGAUAAACAUUCAGCAUUACUGCAGAGGACUAACAACAAGAUGAGGCCUUAUUUUGGGACCUGUAGCGUUAACAAUAUGACUCUGAAUUCAGUAUACUAAUAAACUUGGUCUAUCUCUUCUAUCUCUGUAUCUUUUAUACACGUCAUGUGGUCGACCAAAGAAAUGUGAACUGUAAUUGUUAUCAAUCAUCACAGAUGGUUUUCCUGGUUCCAAUUUGGUUUAGUCCGCCUUAAAGGGAGUGUGAGCAACCCCACAUUUUGUAAAAUAAAGCCAAUGUUUUUUAAUCUGGCAUUCUCUCUACUGGCCAGCAGGGGCGGCUCCUCUGGUAAAUCAGAUUGUAUAGAAAUCGAUGACAAAAUGACCCUACUUCUCACUUUUAUUAUCUAUCACUGCAGUAAACAUAAGUGUUUGUUCUUAUUCGUUAGUUUAAUAUCUUCUUAAAUAUAUCACGUGUUAUAAAGAAUCACUUCAACGUUGUAGUAGCAUUAACAAAUUCAGCCGCAACCAUCUGUUCAUCCACUUUGUAAGCUGCUUGUGCUGGAGAAAGUGUGUUGGGAGCUGGAGCCUAGCAUGCAUUUGACUUUGCAUGUCUAUCCAGUUCUAUAACAGGGCUAACACUUGUAAACAAACACAUUCACACCAAAGGGCAAUUUAGAGCUUCCAGUUCAAUAUAAUGUGUUUGGACUGCAGAAGGAACCGAAAGCACACAGAGAUGGGAGAAAGCAUGCAAACUACACACAAAUGGGCGGCAAUACUGUGAGCCACACGAUCACACAAGUCAUUUUCACACUUCUUCUCAAGGGACGAAUGUUAUCAGAAGGACUCAGGAUUCAAAUUUAGGUUUUCAGACCGCUAUUAAGCUUCAAUGAUUAUGUACGCAAUGGCAGUGUCAUGUCACGUAGAUCAUUUUCAUGCGACAAGGAGAGAAUUUUCUCCGGAAUAAUUUCGGGAUUCAUUGUAAUCUUUUUAUGUUGCAGAAGCGUAGGCUGUGGAAAAGCACUGUGCGAUAAUGCAGUCUGGGAGACGAAACAAUAAUCAGGGAGCUUUGUAGGGAAAUGUGCCUUGGGUGAAGAAGCUAAUACUCACUGAGGACCGAUGAAGAUUCUGAGUUGCUGAGAAAGCUAAUUACUCUCAUAAUUAUUCCGUGCAUGUGUGAAUGUGUGCGUGUUGAAGUGUGUGUGUGUGUGUGUGUGUGUGUGUGUGUGUGUGUGUGUGUGUGUAUAGGUGUGUGGUUGUGUCUGUGUGUGCGAGAUUAAUCAUUAUAGGGAGUCUUAUCUGUCUCACAGCUCCUUGAAUGUGUCAGACAGAUUCUUGUCAGACACACACAUGAACAACACACAUAGAUGGACACACAAAAGUAAAGAUUACAAUUUGUGUCAAUAGUUAGCCCUCACAACUGGAAAAUAUACCAAAUACCACAAUAAUUUCAGAUAAUCUGACCAUAAACUAACACUCAGGAGAUCUGUUCUUUUACAGACCAGACUGCAGUUUCUGGCUUCUGGUGAGAAUUGUUCAUGUGCUCACAUGCUCAUCGGACGAGCCUGCGCCUUAUGAAUAACAUAUCUGAAUUUUUAAAUUGAACUGCUGCAGCUUGAUAGGCAGCACGCUGACAAGGUUAGAGGCUCGAUUUCCUCUUGCGUUCAAAGGGUCAAGCAUGGCAGGAACUCUGCUGAGACUGUUUGACUGCAGCAUGAAUCAGCAGGAAACCGUUACCGUUCACACCAGGCCCUUCUUCCACAAAGGGAUCUGCACACAGAAGGAGCACAUCGAGUACAGGCAUCCUCUCCGCAUUGUCUGACUGAACAACUACAAUGAACCGAAUGAUCAUAAAAUGCCACAGUAUUGCAGCAGACUGCUGAUAGACAAAGAAGAUCGUCUGCCGUCCCGUUGUGUGGUGUAAUCACGAUUUCACAUGAAUGCAUUAAGAGGAUUAAGGGAGAAGUGGGAAAACUCACAGGCAAGAAGUUGUGGUUUAUUAUGAAUUGUGUCGUCUUUAACUGCAACAGAAUGAAAAGCAGAAGACAGGUAUGUGAGGACAGAUACAUUGAUCCAGAGAUUUGAGUGGAAAUCAAUGAUAAAUUGGGGCUAUGCUUUCUGUCUAUUGACAAUAGAGCCAGUAGCCGCUUAGCUUAGCUUAGCAUAAAGACAGGAAACAGGGGGAAACAGCUAGCCUUGCUCUGUUCAAAGUUAAAUAUGCCUACUAGCGCCUCUGACUAACUUGAGUAAUAUUUUGUUUUUUUCAAUCUGUACAAAAAACAAAAUAAAAAAAAUGUUUUUAAGGUGAGUUACGUGCUAAAAGCCAAGAAAUAGUUAAAGUAUGUAAAACCAAAUAACUUGUUAAUCAGUGAGCUUUUAGAGGUGCUGGUAGGCAAAAAAAAAAAAGUAUGUUUGGAAAUAGCCUGGCUAGCUAUUUGCACCUGCUUCUAGUCUUUCUGCUAAGCUAAGCUAACCCUCUUACGUCGUCUCAACCCACAGCGUUGAAUUUAGCAUCUGAUGGAAAACCUUUUUGGCAAAAUGUCAAAAUAUUCUUUUAAAAGGUGAGUUACAGCAUUAUAUCCACUAUACUCAUUAUAAUGAGAUUUAAAGAUAUGAUAACACAACAUCUCCAUACAUAUUGCAUUUGCAUUGUGUUUUAAUAGAGGCAUACACAAACUAGUUAGUUUAAUUGCCUGACUGGGUUUGGCUUCCACGUCAUGUUUGGACUUACAUCCCUGCUUCUUGCAGGCUUACGGCAUUCCUAAAGCAACUUUCAUCUCUGCAGUGUGCUGCCACUUCCUUUAGGAAUGCCGUAAGCCUGCAAGA
Molecule: messenger RNA, 4918 nt
Organism: Anarrhichthys ocellatus (wolf-eel)
Lineage: Eukaryota; Metazoa; Chordata; Actinopteri; Perciformes; Anarhichadidae
Product: tripartite motif-containing protein 35-like
Exons: 6
Coding region: 748-2097 (449 amino acids)
Biological process (GO): protein ubiquitination
Molecular function (GO): ubiquitin-protein transferase activity; zinc ion binding
Source: RefSeq, a predicted model, not a curated record